Molecule: messenger RNA, 2009 nt
Organism: Ochotona princeps (American pika)
Lineage: Eukaryota; Metazoa; Chordata; Mammalia; Lagomorpha; Ochotonidae
Gene: PSPC1
Product: paraspeckle component 1
Exons: 9
Coding region: 216-1781 (521 amino acids)
Biological process (GO): regulation of DNA-templated transcription
Cellular component (GO): nucleus
Molecular function (GO): RNA binding
Source: RefSeq, a predicted model, not a curated record
CCGGCGCGGCCGGGGAGGAGGGGCGGGGCCCGGGCCGGCGUCUCGCCUUCCAACUGCAGCUGGCGGCGGCGCCAUUUUGAACGUGCGGCUUCCGCGGGCGUGAGUCACCGGAGGUCGUCUUGGGCCUCUCCUCGCUCGCGUGCUCAGCUCUAUGUAGAGUCGUCCACGCCCCGAGAGCGAGGUCCGCCACCGGUAUCUGGGGCGAACGCAUUAAGAUGAUGUUAAGGGGAAACCUGAAGCAAGUGCGCAUUGAGAAGAACCCUGCUCGCCUUCGCGCCCUCGAGUCGGCGGCGGGAGAGACGGAGCCCGCGGCUGCCAUGGCGCUGUCGCUGGCCGGGGAGCCGGCGUCGGCCUCCGCCGCGGCCGCCGACGACCACCCCGAGGAGGAGGUGGGCUUCACCAUCGACAUCAAGAGUUUCCUCAAGCCGGGCGAGAAGACGUACACGCAGCGCUGUCGCCUGUUCGUGGGCAACCUGCCCACCGACAUCACGGAGGAGGACUUCAAGCGUCUCUUCGAGCGCUAUGGCGAGCCCAGCGAGGUCUUCAUCAACCGCGACCGCGGCUUCGGCUUCAUCCGCCUGGAAUCCAGAACACUGGCUGAAAUUGCCAAAGCAGAGCUGGAUGGCACCAUUUUGAAGAGCCGGCCUCUCCGAAUUCGGUUUGCUACACACGGAGCAGCCCUGACUGUCAAGAACCUUUCCCCAGUUGUUUCCAACGAGCUUCUUGAACAAGCAUUUUCCCAGUUUGGUCCAGUAGAGAAAGCUGUUGUGGUCGUGGACGACCGUGGAAGAGCUACUGGAAAAGGUUUUGUAGAAUUUGCCGCAAAACCGCCUGCACGAAAGGCUCUGGAGAGAUGUGGAGAUGGGGCCUUCCUGCUGACCACGACCCCUCGCCCAGUCAUCGUAGAGCCUAUGGAGCAGUUUGAUGAUGAAGAUGGCUUGCCAGAGAAGCUAAUGCAGAAAACUCAACAAUAUCAUAAGGAAAGAGAACAGCCACCACGUUUUGCUCAGCCUGGAACGUUUGAGUUUGAAUAUGCUUCCCGAUGGAAGGCCCUGGAUGAAAUGGAGAAGCAGCAGCGUGAGCAGGUGGACAGAAACAUCCGCGAAGCCAAGGAGAAACUAGAGGCAGAGAUGGAAGCAGCUCGGCAUGAGCACCAGCUGAUGCUGAUGAGGCAAGAUCUGAUGAGACGUCAAGAAGAACUUAGGCGCCUGGAAGAACUUAGAAACCAAGAGCUGCAAAAACGGAAACAGAUACAGUUGAGGCAUGAAGAGGAGCACCGUCGUCGGGAGGAGGAAAUGAUCCGCCACAGAGAGCAGGAGGAGCUGAGACGGCAGCAAGAGGGGUUUAAACCCACCUACAUGGAAAAUAGAGAACAGGAAAUGAGAAUGGGUGAUAUGGGUCCCCGUGGAGCAAUAAACAUGGGAGAUGCGUUUAGCCCAGCACCUGCUGGUAACCAAGGUCCUCCUCCAAUGAUGGGUAUGAAUAUGAACAACAGAGGAACGAUACCUGGCCCCCCGAUGGGUCCUGGUCCUGCCAUGGGACCAGAAGGAGCUACAAAUAUGGGAACUCCAAUGAUGCCAGAUAAUGGAGCAGUGCACAAUGAUAGAUUCCCCCAAGGGCCACCAUCUCAGAUGGGUUCACCUAUGGGGAGUAGAACAGGCUCUGAAACUCCUCAGGCACCACUCAGUGGUGUAGGUCCUGUGAGUGGUGGUCCCGGUGGCUUUGGUAGAGGAAGUCAAGGGGCCAACUUUGAAGGCCCCAAUAAGCGUCGUAGAUACUAAGCAUUCUCUCGUCCCUGGCUGUAUUGGAAAAGCAAUCCAGUGGUAUACCUUUACACCUUUACCUGUUACCUGGAAGAAAUGGUUUUAUUGUAAAAGUUAGUAGGCUUAACAUUUUUGUUUUGUUUUGUAAAACUUGAGGUUUUUGUACUUUUCUUUAUUCAUAUGCUUUGUAGAAAAAUGGAAAUGAUGAUGCGCAUCAUUGUGAAUGUUCAAAAUGUGUUUGUGACU